GGGGCGGGAACGGGGACUAGCUGUCUUCCCCGCCCUGCUGCUGGUGCCGCCGCCGCCGCCACCACUGCCUGCCGCGUCCGGUGGGAGCAGUUUCGCCGGGGCCAGGGGAGGUCUAGGUUUCCUUAAUAGGUGGAAACUGUCUGACUUGUUCCCAUUGUGGAUGAUCUUGACAGCAAAUCAACUCAGCCAUGUCAUACAGUGCAGGUUUUGGAGAUCCUAAUCAACUAGCCCAACGCAUAACUUCUAACAUCCAGAAGAUAACACAAUGCUCUGCCGAAAUACAAAGAAUACUACAUCAUCUUGGAACACCACAAGACACACCUGAUCUCAGGCAACAGCUGCAACAGAAGCAGCAAUAUACCAACCAGCUUGCCAAAGAAACUGACAAAUAUAUUAAAGAGUUUGGAUCUCUGCCUGCAACAAGUGAACAGCGUCAAAGAAAAAUACAGAAAGACCGUCUUGUGGGAGAGUUCACCACAGCUCUAACAAAUUUCCAAAGACUCCAAAGGCAAGCUGCUGAGAAAGAAAAAGACAUUGUAGCCAGAGUAAGAGCCAGCUCAAGAGUAUCGGGUGGUGCUCCUGAAGAUGCUUACAAAGAAGGAACACUUGUCUCUUGGGACAGUCAACCUCAAGCACAAGUACAAGAUGAAGAAAUUACAGAAGAUGACCUCCGUCUUAUUGAGGAGAGAGAGUCUUCCAUUAGGCAGCUUGAAGCAGAUAUUAUGGACAUCAAUGAAAUUUUUAAAGAUCUAGGAAUGAUGAUCCAUGAACAAGGUGAUGUGAUAGACAGCAUAGAAGCCAACGUGGAAAAUGCAGAAGUACAUGUGCAGCAAGCAAACCAGCAGCUGUCAAGAGCAGCAAACUACCAGCAAAAGUCCCGAAAGAAGAUGUGCAUCCUCAUUAUUAUACUUGCCAUUGGAGUGUUUCUUCUUGGAAUCAUCAUAUGGUUUUCUACGAGAUAAGCCUCUUCAGAAAGCAUUGUAAUUGGUAUUUAAAUUAUGAAAGGAAAUUCCUAGUCAUGGUUUUUGCUCAUUGUGAAGCUGAGUAAAGUAAUGGUUCUGUACUAUAUCACACUUACUUUUUUUUAUAAGACUUUUUGUUUUAACCUGAGAUGUCACGUUCUCAGUACUACCAUAAGUAUAACUGCCUGCUUUCUUGGAUGUGGGUGCUGUCUUACCAGAAAGAAAAACAGUCAAGGUCAUAAACUGUUCUGUUAACUUAAACAUAAAAACCUCUUAAGGUUUAGAGGGCUAAUCAAAAUCCUGAUGAUUUGUUUUGACAGGGCAGUUAAUUGUUUUUUGGGAUAUUCCUAAAUGUUGCUGCCAAAACACACUCCUGAACUGUUGCUCGAGGCAACAAAUUCCUGUCUCAGAAUUUAUUUUUAAGUUAGAAAUGUCUUUCUGUCUCUUCUUCCCAUCCCACCCGCCUGCCCAUUUGAUAUGGGUGGUUCAAAAAUGAAAAGUAGGUGGGCGAAGUUUGUGCCAUCCCUCUUUUUUGUAAGUGAAGCUUUUCAAUUAAGCCUUCAGUUUGCCUGAAAUCUUUUAGAUGCUUCUGUAGAUCUCCGUGUCUGGCAUUGACUGUGGUUGUGCCUGGAAGCCUCCUGCAAAGGUAGGUAGGGUGGAUGAUGCAAUUAUGUGGAUUUUUUCAUUUGAGUUCCUGCAUUAAGAAAUACCGUGUUUUAUGUGCACACAUCUAGUAUCCUUACAACUAAAGUGUACAUCAGUGAGCUUGGCUAGAUGAAAAUAAGAUCUAGUCUAUGAAUUCUUAGAAUUACUGGAAGGAAUGGAAAUUCCCAACUUCCUAACUGCACUUAAAUAUUACUGUUCAUGGAAACUUAAUCACUGCAGUUUCAGAACAGAUCCAAAGUUGUAUGUCAGAUGUUUCAUACAGAUGAAGAAAAUUAAAGUUCAAUUCCAAGUUCAGCAGUGGUAUUCGAAAUUAAGUUGAAAGCAAUUGAACUGAUUCAAACUAUUUAAGCUGUUUGAUGCUUAUAAUGACCUUUAAAAUGACCUUUUUCCUUUUGUGCCAUUUUGUACUAAUAUAUUAAAAACGUAACAACACUUUUUUGCCAAUUAAUCUAUUUGCCUUUUUAAUUGAUCUUGAUAAACUAAUCUAAAAGUGUACAGAUGAAAAAGCCGCUUAAUCUGUAUUUUGUAAAGUUCUUGUACACUAGACUGGUAGAGAAUGCACUGUUUACAUGGCAAACUAUGAAUUAUUACUUGGGAACAAUCUAACUGUAAGCAUAAAUAGACUUCCGAAUUGUAACUAUUCAACCAAAAUAAAGGUCUUUUAAAGAGUA
Molecule: messenger RNA, 2299 nt
Organism: Colius striatus (speckled mousebird)
Lineage: Eukaryota; Metazoa; Chordata; Aves; Coliiformes; Coliidae
Gene: STX7
Product: syntaxin 7
Exons: 10
Coding region: 189-962 (257 amino acids)
Biological process (GO): intracellular protein transport; vesicle-mediated transport; vesicle fusion
Cellular component (GO): SNARE complex; membrane; synaptic vesicle
Molecular function (GO): SNAP receptor activity; SNARE binding
Source: RefSeq, a predicted model, not a curated record